Messenger RNA from Orbilia oligospora ATCC 24927, 1926 nucleotides. RefSeq lists its product as uncharacterized. Gene Ontology annotation, molecular function: heme binding. Gene Ontology annotation, cellular component: membrane; endomembrane system. NCBI's taxonomy places the organism in Eukaryota, Fungi, Ascomycota, Orbiliomycetes, Orbiliales, Orbiliaceae. The transcript is spliced from 8 exons. The record is from RefSeq and is a predicted model, not a curated record. The coding region runs from base 1 to 1926 and encodes 641 amino acids.
AUGCCUCCAGGUCAGGGUCAGCCCCAGAGGCGCCCGGCGCAGAACGAAGAUACGCCGAUAUGGAGGACAAUUGUGAACAGUGUCAUCAUGGUCAUCGCGUUCCAAUCCAUCUGGAAAAUAGCAGGAACACAGAUGGGAUGGGUCAAGCCGGGCCCGGGAGCUGCUAACAAAGCUGCUCCCGUCUACCCUGCCCCUCCUCUCGACCCCUCCGAAGCGGACCAGUAUGAAUAUAAAGGUGUACCUGACAUGAUCUAUCCUCUCUGGGAGUUCUCUCAACCGGUCGACAUCUCCGUAUAUAUUACCGAACAUCCCGGUGGCCUCAAUCUCGCAGAUCCCGCAAUCAUCCAGCAAAACCGCGUCUUCCACACCGAAAACUAUAAAAUGGAUGACACCAGCGAAGACAGGGGGGUCAGCACAACCGUUAAAUUCAGCGAUCAUGUUCAACAUAAUGGAACCCUCUGGGCUGUUAUAUAUGUCCACAAGCACGGAAUCACAGACCACGAUGCCUCGAACAGCUUUGCACAAUAUAAAUUGCUUACCCGGUUUAUGCCGAAGAAGAAGAUUGCUAAGGUUAAGAAGCUUUUGGGUGGGAACAAAGACGAAGAAGUCGAGGAGGAGGUCGAAUCGGAACCACAUACCGAAGGACCCACCGUCGCUACUUAUUGGCAUCCAAAUGUUACAAUCAAUAUAGUCGGAAACACCGGACCCCAACAGUAUCCUAGCAUGCACCCGGCGAUGCGACAACAUUAUAGCUUGGAAAGAAAUGGUGCGCGAGACCAAUACGGAAAGAACAGUUGGUUCUACCCGGUUGUCUUUGUCAAUGACUUUUGGCUCCUAAAGGAACAUAUGAUGCCAAUCAACGAGACCGUCAAGACCCAAGACUUGCACAUUAACGUUUACAACAUCCCAAACUGGAAAUACAACAUCUAUGCCUCCAUGGACCAAGCGUUCAAGGUACAAGCCCAGCAGAACAAUGCCCAGGGAGCCGAACUCGAGGAAGUAAAGCGUAUUCUAAUCGACACCAACAUCUACCUCCUCUCCACUACUAUUAUCGUCUCCCUUCUUCACACUGUCUUCGAAAUGUUGGCCUUCAAGAGCGAUAUCUCCCACUUCCGUAAUAAGAAAGAUAAUGUCGGUGUCUCCUUCCGCACCAUUCUUGGCAACGUCAUUAUGCAACUUAUCAUCUUCCUCUACCUCAUUGACAACUCGGAUGGCACUUCAUGGAUGAUCUUGUUCGGUCAGGGGACAGGUAUACUAAUAGAAGCCUGGAAAAUCACCACGGUCGUCAACGUCAGAGUCCGUGAGGCUCCAGGCACUUUACUUGGUUAUAAAAUCUCCUUCGAAGAUAAACACAAACUCAGUGAAACCGAAGAGAAGACGAAGGAGUAUGAUGAAAUUGCGUUUAAAUAUUUGAUGAUUGUCGCGGUACCGCUGUUGUUGGCGUACGCGGGUUAUAGUUUGGUUUAUGAGGAGCAUAAGAGUUGGUAUAGUUUUAUUAUCACGACACUUGUUGGGAGUGUCUACGCAUACGGGUUCUUGAUGAUGGUACCUAGUCUAUAUAUCAACUACCGUCUCAGGUCGGUGGCUCACAUGCCAAGAAAGACUAUGAUGUACAAGUUUUUGAACACCUUCGUUGAUGACCUAUUUGCCUUCACUAUUAAGAUGCCAACACUCCAUCGCAUUGCAACCCUUAGAGACGACGUUAUCUUCUUCAUUUAUCUCUACCAACUCUGGUCGUACCGCGUGGACUACAGCCGUGUCAACGAAUUCGGCCAGGGAGGUGAUGGAGAAGAUGAUGAAAAGAAGGAAACAAAGGCAAUAGAAGAGAAAGAUGAGAGCACAAAGACUGAAGUAGAGGAAGAGAAGGAAACAAAAGCGGAGAGCUCGAAGGAAGGUGUAAAACAGAGGAAAAAGAAGUCAGGUUAA